Molecule: messenger RNA, 3961 nt
Organism: Brienomyrus brachyistius
Lineage: Eukaryota; Metazoa; Chordata; Actinopteri; Osteoglossiformes; Mormyridae
Gene: hoxa5a
Product: homeobox A5a
Exons: 2
Coding region: 2473-3276 (267 amino acids)
Biological process (GO): regulation of transcription by RNA polymerase II; anterior/posterior pattern specification
Cellular component (GO): nucleus
Molecular function (GO): RNA polymerase II cis-regulatory region sequence-specific DNA binding; DNA-binding transcription factor activity, RNA polymerase II-specific
Source: RefSeq, a predicted model, not a curated record
AGAUAGAUAGACAAACAAAAAAUAGACAACAGAGGAAAAUGAUAUGUAUUGUGUAUUUGUUUAAGUUUUACAUGAUACAAUAACAAAACAGUAUGCAGAACAGUACAGUUCAAUACGUCGGUAUGGACAUAUAUAAAUGUACAGGCGUACAAUGGGAUAUACACAUCUAUAUAUAACUAGUAAAAAAUGACUGUUUAACAGUCCGUUUUUCGUUUCAGUCUGAUAGAUUUGAUUUGACCCCAAGACAGUUGACGUAGACUGGAAAGUAUGCUGUAAUGUAAAAAUGCGUUUAGAGUGUUUUGUCUUCAGUCUUUUCAUUGGAGGUACAGUUUUUUGUAUUGUAAUUUUGGAUUUAGAUUUCAGAACAAUUAAAACCUUCCAUGAUUUAUGUUUGUGGGCACAAAUAAACAUUUUGCAACCCGCUUUAGUUUUUACAUAAUUGUUUUGUACCGGAUUUUGUCUCGUUUACUAUUCUACUGGUUACUGCCAAACCAGCCGAUCAAUUUUGCUUCUUUCGCAUUUGUUUAUUUAAUUUACGAUGGUACGUUAACACAAUACCAUCCACCAAUACAAAUAUCAUAACGACUAAGCAAACGAUUAAGAAAGAUUUCUUAAGAAUAAAUUCAUAUUUGUACACUGUUCUGCUCUCUAUGUCACAAUCUAAUGGCCUUAAACACAUUUAUUUCAAAUGUAAAGCAUUCCCUUGUCACCCACGAGCAUAACUUACAAUAUUCCAGGAAUACAAAUAAUACACGCCGACACUUUAACAAGCGAUCUGAUGUAUGAACUCUUUGUAGAAAAUGAACGUCACAGACAACCAUAUACUAGGGUGUAGAUUUCAACGUCGCUAAAUCCGCAAUAAAACAUAAACUGAACAAAUGAAAGGACUGCGAUCUCUUCCGUCUUAUAUCUCAAUUUAAUGCAGUAUUUUUUUAGAAUAAGAUAUAGUCGCAUUUUAAUUCUAAUCUAUUAAGAAUAACAUUUCUACUACUUCCUGCACCAAGAUUAUAAAUACCCCUAAUAAAAAUUACGCAAAACGGCAACACAAUGAAUAGUUGCUGCUGUAGUUGAUGCAGGUAUAACGGACAUGAAAUGUCCAAUGUUUACGAUUAAACUUAACAGUAUCUUUAAUGUCCCGUUAUAUUUUAAUAAAAUUAGGUUUCUCGGAGAAAUAUUGUUUUGGAAACAGGAAAAACGAACCGUUUCACACAUCAAAAACAAAAUCCAACAUACACUCCAUUUGUAAGCAUUACUAAAUCAUAGCAAUGAGUGAACCCAACGAUUAAAUGCAAACGUAACUGGCACACUUUCCUGAGACUCCGAAAUAGUGGCGAUUGCCUUUGCUUUAGGUUUCUAUAUUUUCUUACUUCUAUUGUUCCAUAUUUUCUUACGUUGUUAAUAUCGAACCCAGCAAUAUAAAGUCAGGUUAGGUUUAAGCAUUUCUGAUAUUGUAAUGCUGCUGAAAUAUUCUUUCAUAAGCACCGACACUCGUUUACUGGCAAUUCAGUACAGAGACGUAACCGUUUCAUCGUAAAUAAUUGAACAACCCGAAAUAAGUGUAGUUUAGUAAAAUCCCAUGCUUAAUUUGAAAGAUUUUCUUUAGAUACCGGAGUUAGAAUAGUGCUACGAAUUUUAUACUAAAAUGCAUACAAAGAAAAUAAUGCAUUUUAAAAAUAUUUAAUUAGCCAUUUUGAAGUCAUGUACGUUGCAAACAUUUUCGCGUAUUGAAAGUUAAAAUGUAUAAAUCAUGAAAUAUACCAGACUCGACGGUAAUAGACGAGGACUUUGCUUAUGUCUGCUUUAUGCUGUUAGUCUAAGUUAAAUUUAUUCAUUUAUUUUACAUUUUUAUAUUUAACGACGCACAAAGGUUCCAAGCUUAAAUACUUAAAUAAAUUGAUCAAUUUUGUUUUCAAACUAUACAGAAUAUUCUAGGUUUCUUGACGAGGCAUUCAGUGGUUUUAUAUUCAUUGCGCCUACGAAAUUUUACUGAGUUUACUGUUUAUUUCGCCUUUUGCGCCGUCUGAAUGUGUCUGGCAGUAGAAAUGAAAGGAGAUGCUCUAACCUUUAUGUGACCCCGGUCUUCACUCGCGUUAAGCAACGGCUACAGUUUCUCUAUAGUUCCAGGGGGUGGCGCACGACGAUAAGCGUAGCCGAAAGUCGGGAUCUGGGCGCUCCUGCGAAGCGCGCGCCCCCGCAAGCAUCCACCCAGCUUUCCUAUUUGUGAACGAGUUUACCUCUGGAGGUCAUCAAGGAGGAUUUACGACUGGACAACAAAAGCACGUGAUUCUAAGUCGUACCCCAUAUUUGGAUGCCUACGUAGGAGGGAAUCAAGUACAUGUCCCAGUCAUUUCCAUAAUUCAUCAUAAAUUGUGCAGGGGUGCUAUAGACGCACAAAACCAUCAAGAGCCACAAAUCAAGCACACACAUAUUAUUUGCUCAAAAUAAUAACAACAAUAUAAUUAUUGUCAACAAAUGAGCUCUUAUUUUGUGAAUUCAUUCUGCGGUCGCUAUCCUAAUGGCGCGGAGUACCAGUUACAUAAUUAUGGAGAUCACAGCUCAGCCAACGAGCAAUACAGGGAUUCAACGAACAUGCAUUCCAGCAGGUACGGCUAUGGCUACAAUGGGAUGGACCUCAGUGUCGGGCGUUCGACCACCAGCCACUUUGGUGCAAGUGUUCGGGCUCCAGGCUACACACCUAGUGCGACAGCCGCAUCUGCUGAGACCAGGUACAAUCAGGCAGCGACGGCGUCUCACUCGCCUCCACCUGACCCGAUACCGUGCUCCUCUGUCGCAAGUUCUCCUGUCAGCGAAAGUCACCGCGCUGUUAAAAACUCCAUUGUAAACCCCGCCACUUCCUCUAGUUCAAACAACAGCUGUACGCUGUUGAGCCGAGACGGUGUUUCCAAGGCGUCCGCCUCAGAAGAGGACAAGCCGGCGGGAAGCGCUCAGACAACUUCACAAAACGUCACGGAGACUGCCCAACCCCAGAUAUACCCAUGGAUGCGAAAACUACAUAUAAGUCACGACAGCUUGGCCGGACCUGAAGGGAAACGAGCGAGAACAGCCUACACGCGCUACCAGACUUUAGAACUGGAGAAGGAGUUCCACUUCAAUAGGUACCUGACCCGUAGACGGCGGAUUGAAAUCGCACACGCCCUUUGUCUCUCUGAGAGGCAAAUUAAAAUAUGGUUUCAGAAUCGGAGGAUGAAAUGGAAAAAAGACAAUAAGCUGAAAAGCAUGAGUAUGGCGGCAGCGGGAGGCGGGUAUCGUCCAUAAUUUUUUUUGAGCACUCCAAAAAGUACUGACAGAAGAAGGGAACAUUUCCCCUGCAGCACGAGAGAGACUUCCCAUGAGCUGUUCUGGGGCCGACAGCACCCGUGUCACUCAUUUUUAGCCAUUUCUUUUUUAUUUGGCCGUGUUAGUGCUUCGAGUGAGUAGAACUGCUUCCUGUAAAACUUUGUUUGGUAAUUGUGUAAACAAAUGGGAGUAUAUGUUUAACUUAUUUGCUGUUUUAAUAAAGAAGUGAAUCGUAAAAUCGUAAAGCCCGUUUAGUUGCCCGCAGAAGUUGUGUGUUGCACUCUAACUGAACAAGUGAAGAAUUAAUGAAUAACUGUGUUAUGCUCGUGCGUGUUUGUGUUUGUUUAAUGUAUUGCUCUAAGCUGUCAAAGAGACGGUUGUUUUCUCUGUAAUCACAAAAUACUACCUACCUUGUACUGUAAAUGUUAUGUGUUGUGAAUACGUGACUGAGCUACGGUUCCGACCCAGUCUGUCAUAGCUGUGCCUUUGUAUCCUUUCCCUCACAAAGACGUGUUCCGGGCGUAGCGAGUUGGAUGUGUUUGACAGAAGGUCCUUAGUGGGCUUGCCGUCUGACUGUAAGGCCCAGUUGUGAUCAUUUUGUAAAUGUUUUAAGAAUGACUGGAAAUAAAAUCAAGGAUGAUAAUAAACUUUAUAUUGCAACAUC